This is a messenger RNA of Antechinus flavipes (yellow-footed antechinus), 6444 nucleotides long. It is a transcript of the gene LEKR1, whose product is annotated as leucine, glutamate and lysine rich 1. The transcript is spliced from 4 exons. Bases 1053 to 1952 code for a protein of 299 amino acids. NCBI's taxonomy places the organism in Eukaryota, Metazoa, Chordata, Mammalia, Dasyuromorphia, Dasyuridae. The record is from RefSeq and is a predicted model, not a curated record.
AUGACUAAUUGGGGAGGUAUGUUUAAAAAUUGAAGGGAACAUAAAAACAAUAAACAUUAAAUGCCUAUUAUGUGCCAGGCAUUGUGCUAAGUAAAUAUUGGGGAUACAAAUAUAUAAAAAAAAGGCACUCCCUGCUCUCCAGAAGCUUAUAAUCUGGUGGUGGAAGUCAAGACACAAAAGAAAAAAGAAAAAAGUGAGAAUAGCCCUAAUGAAGUCCAUCUCAAAGAAAUGAAGAACUGGUUGGAAGCUCUCUUUAAAUGCAGGUUUGGGGAGCAAUUCUUUGCUUUCUCCUCCAAUCUCUUUGAGUUCCAGGCUAGUGCAGUCACGAAGUGUAAUGCGUUUCCUGAUGCUAAGGUUCACUGGGAGCAUGAUCACGAUGGAGUCCAGUAAAAAGGACUCGGGCUGGCCUUGAGCCCAGAAUUGCUCCAUGUGCUCUUGUGUUUGCUUUGGUUCAGUACUUUCCCUGACACGACCUUUUCAGGUUCAUUCUCUAUCCUGAUACAGUAAGACUGUAUCUGGGCCCAAGAUAUGAGAUUGCUAAUGUGCUGGUAAGAACUGCCAGUUAUUGUGGAAACCGAGUAUCAUAGAAACCUUGUCAGAUCUGUUCUCUUUUCUCCAUUUUUGUUGUCUUCCUUCCAGGUGCAUCUAUGAAUGCCCUGGAAAAUUUAUGACUUCACCGAGUUUCAGAUCAAAACUUUUUUCAUACUUGCUUUGCCUCUAUUAUUUUUGUUUUGUUCUUUUUAAUGAGACAACAGUUACAUAUGGUAAGCCAUAAGCAAAAACGGGCAUGGAAAAAAAAAAAGAGUCAAUUGUUUUUAGUAUUUGUAAAUUUCUGUUACGUUGCUAAAAUGGCACCUGGUUGCAUUAUAGCUGUAUUGUUAGGCUGAAGAGCAGACAAAUUUCAAAAUAAUGUCAUUGUAUAAGCUUGAAACUGUCAUUUAGGAUUGUUUCAUGUUAAAUUUGUACUUUGUUGGUUUGGGGUUUUCAGGGAGUUAUUGCUGAUUUCACAUCAGAAUAGACUUGAGCAGCUGCAGGAAAACUUCAGACAGAAGAUGCUGAGUGAUGAUAACUGGAGAGAGAAGCUUGAAUCGGAGCUCAGCAAGGAGCGGACCCGGCACAGCGCCGAGUAUCAGGAGCAAGCUCUGCGGCUGAAGGAGGAGGCCAAGCUGGAGCUCGCCAUCGAAAGGGAGAAACACCAGGAAGUGAUCAAGCACUACCAGAAAGAGCAGGACAGGCUUCAGAAGAAGAUGACAGACUUAAUAGCCAGUGCUACCAACGAUCUUAGGAAGGAAGUCGCCACCCUAGAGAAGAAGCUGCAGGAAACCCAAAUGCGGCUCGCGGAAAAAACGGCGUCCAAAGAAGAGGAGAUUCAGAGCCUAAAGGUUCUGGUUGGAGAAUUUGAAUCCCGCCUGAGGAAGGAGAUGGACAAUUAUGACUCUAUUUUAGAGGAUCUGAGGAAGGAGAUGAAGCAGAAAUCAGACGAACUAGAAAAAGUAACACAGGAGCACACCCGGCUGGUGCAGCAGCUCACGCAGGCCCAGGAAGAGACCACUUUUCUGCAGGAAACAGUGAGGAGAGAGUGUGAAGAACGCUUCCAACUGACUGAAGCUCUGAGCCAAGCCCGCGAGCAGCUGCUGGAGCUCCAGAAGCUCAAUGGGAACUUCCCUUUAUCCCGCUCUUCUCUCAGUCAGGACAACCUAACCUCCCCCACUUCGAUGGUCAGCAACAAAAGCCUCUCCUGCCCAGCUCCUGGGAGAGGAAUCAAAAUCCCCAUCCUGCACUGCGUCUCCAAGGCCCCUAAAUCCCAGAGCCAGAACAAGUCCCCGGGAGGGAGCAACGGGGCGAGCUUCCCCAUCCCCAGGCCUCCCAAGGGAAAGCCGUCCUCAGUCAACGAAACGAGGCAACGAAUAGCUGUGAUCCUGCAGAGGAGGCUGAGUAACCAGCCCCAAUGAGCGGUCAGGGCAAGUUUCCACGUGCAGCACCCUGGGGCUCCCCAGCUGAGGGUGUAAAGGAGCUAGAGGUCUUUAGGUUUAACUUGAAUUCUCCAACAAUCGUGAGAGAAGAUCGGCCCCAGAGAGUCAGAGGGACAUGGAGAGAAAUGGAGAGAGGGCAGUUGGGAUCUUUCUUUUAUAAAGGACCAGAUUUUCAGAGAUUAAGAUUUGGGAGCUCGAUUUAAAAAAAAAAAAAAAAAAGCUAAUCAGUGAUUCAAUUUUGUGGUCUCAUUUUCCAAGAAGCCAAGAACUGAACUCAAAAGUUGCUCAGGAAAUCAAGUCGUGGGUAGCCCAGAGGGCUACUUGCCAUAUGUAGGUCUGACCCAAACGUGUAGUUUUAGAGAUCACAGCAGAAAUUGUCCAGCUGGAGACUCUGUUCUUUUUCUUGUAAUACACAGAGAUGGAUCUCUUCUUCUAAAGAAGGCAGUGCUUUGGACUUUUUUUUAAGUGAAAUGAAUCAUCUUCAUCGAAUGAUCAUUCAUGGAGAGAAGGAAAACACUUUAUCCUAGGAUAAAUAACUCCCAGGAAUCUUAACUUGAAUUGUUUUCAGAGCUCGUGGUCCUCACUGUCACAAGGAUGUCUCGUAUCUGUGCCUUAACCCCUUUGGAACAUUGAAAAUCACCGUGACCUUUAUUAUUGUUGACCUUUUUGUGUUAAAGUUAAGCAAUAAAGGUAAGUAACAGCUAGGGCGCCAGGCACCUGUGUAAGAUAGGUUGACAGUCUGGAAAAAAAGGGGCUAAACUUCUAACAUUAGAAAAUAAUGACUUUGAUUUUCUUAGCCGAAACAUUUUUACGGUAUUUUUCAGUAAAUGCGAUUUUUGUACUUAGGAUUGUUUAGAUUUAAACUUAACUUCUCAAACGAUGGUGAGAGAAGAUCAGCCCAAGAUAGUCAGAGGGACUUAGAAGAAGGCAGUUGGGGCCUUUAUCUUUGGACGCUUCAUAUUUUCUAUUCCCAGACCGGAUUAGUAUAAACAGAAGACAAAGCCAAGCAUUUGAGGUCUGUUAAAAUUCUAUAUAUGCUUCAAGAUUCUACCCCCUCCCCAUUAUCCUUUUCUCAUCUCUUCUUUUCUCCUUAGAUUAAACAAAAUAUCUUAAAUAAAAUUUCUCCUUAAAUCUUUCAUUGGUUACUACAUCAGGAAGUUCUAGCCUUCAAGGCCCUAGACUGGGAUGAUAUUAACAGAUGUGUAAUAAAUCGCUUGUGUGCUGUUAUAAUAUUUGCCUUUGAUAUGUCAUAUUCUUAUUGAUGAAAGUGCCUUAAAUCCUAUCCAUGUGCAAAAAUGAAGAAAUUGCUCAAAUGAACCCCAUUUCCAGUGUCUCAGAAUUUUAGGGGCUGUCACGGAGUCCUAGAGUCCUAGAACUUUCAAUAAUUUCCACAUGAGUAUAUGGAGCCCCCCUGAGAACAGGUUUAUUCUUUUGUCCUCGAGUAUGACAAAUAGUGAUACCACAUGCUUCCAUACCCUGCCUCACAUCUCGUGUUGACAUUCCAAGAAGAAAUGGUAAGAAUAAAAAUCAUAUAACGGGGCUUGAUUGCAACGGAUUCCAAGGAACUGUCCAAAUUGGUCAUAGCAGAAUUUGAUUUGAGGAAGGGGAACAUGAUUUGAAAUGCUGGCCAUUGGCCCGGGCUUAGAAAUCUUGCUUUGUUUUACAGAGAGUGAUUUUCAUUAUAACUCAUAGAGUUAUGGGAUUUUAGAGCUGACAAACUUUACUGAUUUUCUAAUCUACUCUGCUUUGGGCAGAAAGACUUAGAAGCAGAUAAUUUAGAAGGGACUUAGAGAUCCCUCAUUUAACAGAUAAAGAUCCUGGGGCACAAACAGGCUGGGCAAAUUGCCCAAAGUCACAAGUAACAGAAUUGAGAUUUGAACCCAGGUCCUCUGAUUCCCUAAAUGUACUUCUUCUUCUAAUGUACUAAUAUGUUUUCAUACAGAUGAGAAAACUGAAGUCUUCAAGGUUUGGGAACAGGGACGUGGCUCAUAUAGCUAGGGGGCAGAACUAGGCUGAGGAGCCAGUUCCCCAGUUCUCCAUCUUCUGGUCAGCAUGUUUCCCUUUUAUACUAUUCUUUCCAUUCAGGAGAUAUAGGUCUUCUAUCUGCAAAUUAAAAUUGUUUAUUAAAAGGGGGGAAGGGAUGACGGUGAGCUUGUUGAUAGUGGAGGCAUCUAGUCCCAUUUCAUAAGAAAAUAUAUGAUUAUCUCAUUAUCAUGUGAAAAUAAAUGAGGGCAACUUUCUCCCAUGUUCAGUUAAGCUUUGUUUUGUUUUUAUCUUGUCCUUCCCCCCUAAAUUAUGACUCUGCUCCUAGGAUCUCAAAGGAGAGAACGGAAUCUCUUAAAGGUUCACAGAUUGUUAUGAUUAUUAUUAAUAUUAAAGGAAAUUAUCGAUAAAUCUUGGCUUCUAUAUAUCAAUUCAAUAACAACCCAACUUAGCGAGUAUUAAGGGCUCUCUAUAUAUACAAGGCACUGUGCCAGGCAAAGGAGUCACAAAGAUAAAAAUGAAUCAGUCCCCACCCUCGGGAGCUUGCAUUCUCCUGGAAUUACUGCUAACCACUUGCUUUACAAUGAGUAACUUUUAGCGAGUCAGGUUUACUUAUAUCCAAAUCAGCCUAAAAACAAGCUCCUGAGUUCCUGCUAGAUUAUCACAUUCAUCAAAUGUCCACAGAAGCAAUUCUGGAGAAUGCACAGUUGGCAAGAGAUUUCUUUUUCAUUCUAAACCUUUGAACGCCAUCAUCUGAGCUGUAUAAAAAUACAUUUGAAGAAAAUGUUUUAAGGGAGAACAAAAAGACAACUAGAAGUCGAGUAAGUAAAUAGGGGUAACAGAGAGUAAGGAAAAACAAUUUAAUAGCAUCUCUUGCUUUCUCCCUCAGUCAGUGAACCUGCUGGUAUCAAACACUGACACAAAAUACGCAUAUUCCUGACAGGAAAUCUCCUAGUCAGACUCAGCUCUCCAGUGUAUAUAGAAGGUCAUCCUCUAACCCCAUACUCCCUAAAUACCUAGACUUUCCAGUGACCUCAAUGGAAGAUUUAUGGACAUGUGGAGAAUAGAGCAUCACUGGAAAUUUAACCUUGUUCAUUCACUGUUGAAAUUCUAAAAGAAACACCAUUUUAUUUUUCCUCCACAUUAGGGUUAUUUUUUUCUUUUUUAAAUGAAAAUUAAUGGAUUCUUUUAAGUAAUUUUUAAUUUCCUGAAUAAGAACACUAAAUAUUUUGCUCAGAACUACUUAAACUCUGUAUUUUCUGGUGAUAGAAUUGACUGGAAAUCACAUUAAUAUUUUAAAUUAUGGAAGAUUAAGAAGCUGAUGUUCCAUUAGGCUUUAAAAGUCUUUGUAGCCUUUAAAAGUCAUUAUUAACCAAUUAUAGUGAUAGCAAAGUUCUCUGACUAUGGUGUAAAUGUUAUCAAACUUUAUCACAUAAGUGCAUCAGCAACCUCUCAGAUUCAUGUGAUUUUAAAGCACAGAAUUGAUAUGUCCCCCUAAUCUCCCGAAACAGUUAAUGCCCAGCAGCUGAAAGCAGCAAAUUGAAGAUCACUCAGUCUUUAUGUAUUGCAAGAACUUGGUUGAUUUUGUGUGGAAGCUUCCCGAGCCCUGCCAUUUGGAGAGGGGUGUGUGGGAUCUUUUUCCCUUCCAGGCCAUUUCUGAAGGAGGGAAGCAUCCAUUAAAGGCUCCCUGAGCCUGCCUGGGAAUAUGCUCGGUACUUGAUCCCAGGAGGAUGGUAUCCCUCGAGUUUGAGCCAGUUACCCUCUACAAACUGACCCUGUUCAAACUUUAGAUCCCAACUCAGGUUCUAAAAAGGGUGAAUUGAUUGUUCCAGUGCUGCCUAGUGCAUUUUGAGGAUUCAAAGGAUCUUGGGGAGCACUUGUCUUUCAGGAGUUCCUGGUAACUCUUUUCCAUCUCUGUGCAUUGUUAAAUCGUAAUGUCAUAGAUUUAGUUGAACAUUAGUCCAUUUUUCUCAUCUUACCAAUGAGAAAAUAGGAUACUGUAUAGUAUAAAAUGAUUUGCCUAAGGUCAUGAAGCUAAUGAAGGACAGAACUGGGAUUUAAACCCAGGUUCUCUUCUUCCAAAUCUAGAGCCCCUUGCUCUUCUAGGUGACAAGGCAAUACAUACAAAUUAAUUAAAAAUAGGCUACCUUAGAACAUGGGAAUCCAUUGAACCGAUAUCUUGGACCAACGCUCCCUGAUGUACACAUGGACUCAUUAAUGAUGGAUGAUGAAUAGCACCAUAGAUGCAAAGCAUCCCCAAAGUUAUUUCUAUAGUGCCUAAAGAAGUUCGACCUGUGUAAAAAGAAAUCUUUUAAGAUGUUGCUAAUGUAUUGCAUUCUUUAGAAACUCCAAUAUGUGUAUUUAUGUAUUUGGAAAUUCUGAUUUUCAUUUAAUGGUUUCCUUGACAAUAUCAUGGCGGUCAUCCUCAGAAAAACAGAUAUUAUAGCAUUUAUGGUAUUGUCAUAAUUGCAUCCAUAGCAUAAUUCCU